AUGCUUAUUCCAAGAGAAGAAAGAAAGAAGAUCCACCAAUACCUCUUCCAAGAAGGUGUUGUCGUUGCUAAGAAGGAUUUCAACCAACCAAAGCACGAUGAAAUUGACACCAGAAACUUAUACGUCAUCAAGGCUUUACAAUCCUUAACUUCCAAGGGUUUCGUCAAGACUCAAUUCUCAUGGCAAUAUUACUACUACACCUUGACUGACGAAGGUGUUGACUUCUUAAGAACCGAAUUAAACAUUCCAGAAGGUAUCUUACCAUUAACCAGAUUGAAGGGUGCUCCAGCUGAAAGACCACAAUUUGGUAGAGGUCCAAGAAGAGCCCCAAGAAGAGCUCCUCGUGAUUAA
This is a messenger RNA of Dujonia railenensis, 351 nucleotides long. The record is from the annotation of a GenBank genome assembly. Lineage: Eukaryota; Fungi; Ascomycota; Pichiomycetes; Serinales; Debaryomycetaceae.